This is a messenger RNA of Spodoptera litura, 1311 nucleotides long. NCBI's taxonomy places the organism in Eukaryota, Metazoa, Arthropoda, Insecta, Lepidoptera, Noctuidae. The record is from RefSeq and is a predicted model, not a curated record.
CGAGAAUGGACGUGUCACUGAUUUAAAUAAAAAGUUAAAAGUGCUCACGCGACUAUAAGCCGUCAGGACAGAGUUAUUGAGUUUGGAUUCCGCAUACACAAAAAGAAAUAUUUGUUAUUAUAUCUUCCAUACCGUCGCGCUCGCCCGGCCAGCCACGCCUCCGUGCUAGACAGAGAUAGUAACCAUAAUUGUCGUCCCGCUCGAUCAUCUGCGCCUGCACCGACCGUGACCUCGGGACGCCUCGCUACAUAGUACUUGCACCUAGUAUUGAGUAAAGUUUACGUUCAACAACUCACCGUAGAUAAUGUCACGCGUGCAGCGAUCCCCGCCUGUGAGUAACAAGAACUUGGAGCAAGUAUCCUCGGACUCCGACAUACCGCAGUCACUCUCCACCAGCCCACAAGGAAAUGUAAAUACCUCUUCCAGAUAUAAACGUCCUCGAGACGAGUCAUUAUCACCUCAAGCUAAAUCACCACCUCUCAACGAACUACAAGGCUUUAAACAUGAGGUUCUCCAAAUGCUAAAGAAAUGGAAAAAUGAACAGGAGACCUAUUUUAAAAAGAUACUGGAUGGUCAGGCCUCUUCAGUGACGAAACUGGCUUCCGACAUAGCUGAAUUAAAAUCUCAAAAUGCUAGUAUUCAGAAAUCAAAUAUGGAGAUUGAGAAGACUGUCAGUUUUAUCAGUAAGCAAUAUGACGACAUACUGAAUCAAAUGGAGAUAUUAAAAAGAGAAAAAACUGCUUAUAAGGAUAGCUUUCAAGCAAUGGAAGCUAAAAUUCAAGAUCUCCAGGUAUCCUCACGUUCAUCUACUGUCGAGAUCCGCAAUGUUCCCCCCUCGAAAGAGAAAGAAACUAUGGCAGAUUUAACUAAUAUCGUUAACAAAAUUGGAACCGCAAUAAAUGUACCCAUAAAUUCCUUGCACAUACGGGACGUUUACAGGCUCCCUGGAAAAUCGGGAUCCACCAGACCGAUAAUUACUGAAUUCGCCAGCGUACAGACUAAACUCGAAUUUCUCACAUCAGUUAGAAAUUUCAAUAAGAAGUCGAAUAAAGAGGAACGACUAAGCACACAAAUCCUUGGUAUCAUUGGCGAUCGCUGCCCAAUAUAUAUUGCCGAAUAUCUUCCUCCGAGUGUCAGAAAACUAUUCUACGCUGCGAGGCAAUUUGCUAAAAUAAAACAGUUUAGUUACUGCUGGACCAACAAUGAGAAUGUUUUUCUACGAAAAAGCGAAGGCGACAAACAGAUACUCGUAAAAACGGAACAAAUGCUACGCGAUAUGGAAGUGAAUCAAUGACUUUUUAUAAUCAUAGC